AUGCCCUGCCCUCGGCCGCCCUGGAUCCGCCGACCCCGCGUCCCCCUGGGCUCGGAGCCUAGCAUCCCGGACUCGCCGUCCACACUCCGGCCCCCCAGCAGGGGGGAGGACGAAGACGAGGGUGAUGGGGAGGAAGGGGACGGCAGCCGGGGACCCAUCCUGCCGCCCGCGUCCCCCGUGGAAUGCCUCAUCUGCGUGUCGCCCUUCGACAGCGUAUUCAAGCUGCCAAAGUGCCUGGACUGCAGCCACGUCUUCUGCCUCGAGUGCCUGGCUCGUCUGUCUCUGGCCACGGCGGGCGGCGGCGACGCGGUGGCCUGUCCCGUGUGCCGCGCGCCCACGCGCCUGGCCCCACGCCGCGGGCUCCCCGCGCUGCCCACGCAGCUCGGCCUGCUGCCCGGCUCCGCACGCGCCCCGCCGCCGCGCCAGGGCUCCGUGCGCUUCGACCGCCGGCGCGGCCUGCUCUACGUGCGGCAGCCGCCGCCCGCGCCCGGACCGCGCAAGGCCCGCCCCCCGCCGCCGCCGCCGCUGCGCCUCGGCCGCCCGCUGUCGCGCCGCCUGACGCUGGCCAGAUCGGCCCGGGUCUUCCACGCGGCCGUCGCCCUGGCCGUGCUUGUGGCCGCGGGCCUCGUGGUCACGGGCCUCUACAUCUUCUUCCUCAUCCCGCGCGCCACCACCUCCAGCCCCGCUCGGCCCCAGCUCGUGGCGCUCGCCCCGGCGCCCGGCUUCUCCUGGUUCCUGCCUCGGCCCACGCCGGCGGCGCCCUGGACCCCCGGCUGGAUGCCGCGCCCCGUGGGCCAUGACCUGAACGCCGCCCCACCGGGGGCUGCAGAGGACGCGCUGGAGCCCGAGGGGGUUCCCGAAGAGACAGAGACGCCGGACGGGUCCUUGGACCACAGGCCCUGGAGCCCCGAGUCUGCCUCACUUCACCCCAGAGCACAGGCUCCGGACGCGCAGGCUCGGCAGCCUCGCUUUUCCUUCCUCCCCGGGCCCCGCAACCGCAGCUCUCCUCCGUCCUCCGAGUUUGCCAUCCUCUGA
This is a messenger RNA of Delphinapterus leucas (beluga whale), 1035 nucleotides long. The record is from RefSeq and is a predicted model, not a curated record. Lineage: Eukaryota; Metazoa; Chordata; Mammalia; Artiodactyla; Monodontidae.